AUGUGCACUUGUUCUUUUUUUUUUUUUUUUUUUUUUUUUAGCCUGAGUUGGCCCUUAGGACUUGUUUCCUCAUUGUUCCAUUUGAAUAGAAGUAUUGACUGCCCUCAAUUCACGUCUGGUAUAUGUAUUGGAUCAAAAAUGGGUUUGUCGUCUAUACUUCAGCAAAUUGAGAAAAAGGGAAAAAUUCAGCAAAAGCAAGUUCCUGUUGAGAAAAAGUCUGAUACUGCUGUGACAAAAGAUAAGUUUAGAAACUAUAGUCAAGACCGCCCAAUAGAUCCAGUAGUUGCUAGAUUGAAGGAAAAGCGACGAUUGGAAAGAGAGCAAAAGGAAAGGGAACUUAGAGAAAAGAAAGGUUUACCGCCAAAAAAGACAACUACCAGUAAACCAAAGUCAUCUACUUCAACCAAAUCUGGAGGUCGUCAAGCUUCUGCUCAAAGAUCCCGUAAUCAGUCACCAUCGUUAGUACAACAACAACAACAACAACAACAACCACCACCACCACCGCCGCCACCUAAAAAGAGAUUAAAUUAUAAUGAAUUAUUAAAAAAAGCAGCUAGUAUCGAUCACAGUAAACUAUCGAUAAACCUUUUGCAGAAAAGCAAGUCACCAGAGGCAAAAUCUAAACCAUCAGACACGAAACCCGGCCAAGUACCUCGUCACAAUAUGCUGAAACCAGUUGGAAUUUCUCGGAAUGGUCCUCAUCCAACAACUGCACACGUUAAACCCACUCCACAACGGGCACCCAAGCCAGCACCUGUGAUCAAGGCUCCUUUGCCUCCAAGACAGCCAUCCUCCAAGAUAAAGCUGAAGCUUGAAGAAAAACGAAAGUCAAGAUCAUACCAAGAGGUAGAAGAAGAUGAUGAUUUGAGCGAUUUUGUAGAGGAUGAUGACGAAUACGACGAGGGUUAUGGUGCGAAUGAAAUCGACAGAGAAGAAAUUUGGGCAAUGUUCAAUAAAGGUAAAAAGCGUUCAAUGUAUUACGGAGACGAUUAUGAUUCAGACGAUAUGGAAGCUACUGGUGCAGAGAUUUUUGACGAGGAGUAUCAAUCAAGAAUAGAUGCGGAGAGAGAAGAUCGCCGAGAAAUGGAAGAAGAGAAGAGAUUGCAAGCUUUGAAACGAAAAAGAUUAAAUAGACGUUAA
Messenger RNA from Candida dubliniensis CD36, 1140 nucleotides. RefSeq lists its product as uncharacterized. Gene Ontology annotation, biological process: nucleosome assembly; regulation of DNA-templated transcription. NCBI's taxonomy places the organism in Eukaryota, Fungi, Ascomycota, Pichiomycetes, Serinales, Debaryomycetaceae. Gene Ontology annotation, cellular component: nucleolus. Gene Ontology annotation, molecular function: DNA binding; histone binding. The record is from RefSeq and is a predicted model, not a curated record. The transcript has a single exon. The coding region runs from base 1 to 1140 and encodes 379 amino acids.